ACUGCUCGCAGUGGCACCCAUGUAAAGAACUGGGGUAAGUAAAGGGUAAUUCAUAAGGCUGGAGGACUGUAUCUGCACCACCCUGCGCAGUCGGGUUGGAGCUGGCGCACAUCAACACAACUUUCUGCCGAGUCAUCGGCACAGACGCGCACCUCCGGCCCGCCACUGCGCGCUCCUCUCUCUCUCCGGGUCCGCUCAUCUCCAUCCUCAGCCCGGACACCGAUGAGAUGUCAGGCCCGGUGAAAGAUGAACCGAAAGCCAUGAGUGAUCGUCGGAAGUCCGAAACGAUCCACGUUGCCGUCAAAAGUCUCACGGAGAGCAAAGACUUGACCGUGAGAGGAGGCUGCAGCGUCAGGCAGCUGAAAUGGGGUCUUGCAGAGCGCAUAGGAGUCCCGGCAGAGCGGCUGGUCCUGAUCCACUCCGGCCGGGUCCUCAGAGAGUCAGAACUCCUGAGUCACCUUAAAGCACAAGAUGGCUCAGUCAGCCUCUGCAUGAUCCAAAGUGACCCAGCUCCAGAAAUGGCCCAGUCAGAGCUCACAGUCGUUCCCAGUCCUGAACCUGACAACUUCACACCGUCUCCCACCUCUCCCUUCUGCCUGGUGGAAGGUCUGGACAGUCUUGGCCUGACAAACAGCGGGCCAGGCUUCUUCCCCGCGCUGCAGCAGCAGAUGGAGAGCCAGCUGCUGGCUGACCCGGAGAUGAUGCGCCGUGUCCUGGGUAGCCCUUUGGUGCAGAGCACCCUCUCCACCUCCAGUCCUCAACUGACCAGGCAGCUCAUUCUGUCUAAUCCUCAAAUUCAGCAGCUCCUGCAGACAAACCCAGAGGUGGGAGAUAUACUUAACAAUGCAGAUGUCAUCACACAGGUGCUGGAACUCAUCAGGAACCCUGACUUGAUAGAAGACGAAGAAGAAGAAGAAGAAGAAGAAGAAGAAGAAGAAAACGAAGAAAACGACAAAGAGGAAGAAGAAGAAGAGGAAGAGGAAGAUGAAGAAGUGAUGAAUAAUGAAGACAGAGUACUGAACAAUUUGCCAGAGCAGGACAACCCUGAAACCACCACUGUCGAUUCUGACGGCCUUCAGAAGACAAAAAGUCAAAAAUUAUCACAGGAACAGAUAGGAGUAGCACCAAUGGUGUCUACAGCAUCUGGGACUCAGCAGCCGGCUGAAAAAGAAAGCGAGCAGACUCCACCCCUCUCCAGUCCCACCACAGAUCCUCUGAGAGAACUGACAGCCUCGCCCAGAGCUGAUUCAAACCGCCAGAGCACCAUUAGUGCAGGCAUGCAGUCACUGCUAGAGGAGAUCAUGGCCAGUCCUGGACUGAUGGAGAGCCUGAUGUCCGGGCCGUAUGUCAGCAGUCUCCUGAAGUGCCUCAGCCAGAACCCUGACCUGGCUGCACAGAUGCUGCUGAGCCAUCCUUUGUUCUCAGGAAAUCCUCAGCUGCAGCAGCAGAUGAGACAGCAGAUCCCUCUCUUCCUGCAACAGAUGCAGAGUCCAGAGCUGCUGACGGCCAUGUUGAACCCCAGAGCCAUGGAGGCUCUGCUUCAGAUCCAACAGGCCCUACAGACUCUGGCCUCAGAGGCUCCUGCGCUCAUACCUAUGGCUGGACUUGGAAACAUUGGAGCCAGUGUUGAUGCUGCCCCUGAGCUAGGAUCUGACUCUGCUCUUAACAGCCAAUCAGGAAGUGGUCCAGGGGUUGCCACGGUGACAGAGCAGCAGCAGCAGCAGCAGCAGCAGCAGUUUGUACAACAGAUGCUACAGACAUUGGCCAACAGCAAUUACGGGGUCCAUGGCGAGGAGUUCCAGGAGGAGCUAGAGCAGCUGAGCUCAAUGGGCUUCAGAGACAGACAGGCAAACCUUCAGGCCCUCAUCAGCACAGGAGGAGAUCUCACCACUGCUGUACAACAUCUGCUCAGUCUCUGACGCACACAUGUUGAUACGUGCACACAUAAAUA
This is a messenger RNA of Morone saxatilis (striped sea-bass), 1951 nucleotides long. RefSeq names its product ubiquilin-1-like. NCBI's taxonomy places the organism in Eukaryota, Metazoa, Chordata, Actinopteri, Moronidae. Gene Ontology annotation, biological process: ubiquitin-dependent protein catabolic process. The record is from RefSeq and is a predicted model, not a curated record. The coding region runs from base 228 to 1919 and encodes 563 amino acids. Gene Ontology annotation, molecular function: polyubiquitin modification-dependent protein binding. The transcript has 11 exons. Gene Ontology annotation, cellular component: cytosol.